This is a messenger RNA of Ceratina calcarata, 1864 nucleotides long. Its product is annotated as KH domain-containing, RNA-binding, signal transduction-associated protein 3. Gene Ontology annotation, molecular function: mRNA binding. The transcript is spliced from 10 exons. The coding region runs from base 214 to 1482 and encodes 422 amino acids. NCBI's taxonomy places the organism in Eukaryota, Metazoa, Arthropoda, Insecta, Hymenoptera, Apidae. The record is from RefSeq and is a predicted model, not a curated record. Gene Ontology annotation, biological process: regulation of alternative mRNA splicing, via spliceosome. Gene Ontology annotation, cellular component: nucleus.
UGAUGCAGCUUUGGUUGAGGACCCGGCUUAAGAUGGCCAGAAGAGAAGUGGAAGAGGGAGAGUUAGCGUGUUCGGCCAUUGUAAUUCUGCUUCGUAGCUUUCGAAGACGUGAGGGUGCACUGCACCUCCGGUUAGUUAUUUAAUUAACUAAAUAAUUGCGUUCUCUUUGCACGUUAUUCGAAGUACGCGUUUCAACGAAAGAUUAGUAUAAUCAUGAGUGAUAGACCGAGUAACGGUGACUACAAGUACCAAAGGGAUGAAAACUCCGUUGUAAAACCGGAGAAAGAAGGCGACGAAAAGGAACAUCAAGUUGACAAGGCUGGGGAAUAUGUCCGGGAACUUUUGCAAGAAAAAGUUGAAUUAGACUCGCAGAAGUGGCCUAACGCGACUAGGCUGAUUGAUCAAGAAAUCCAAAAAACUCAAGCGAUCGGGAAACCAAUAAGAGAUCCAAAAUAUGUAGAUAUUUAUCGUGAGAAACCAAUCCGCGUUUCGGUUAAAGUAUUGGUACCCGUUCGAGAACAUCCAAAGUUUAACUUCGUUGGAAAAUUAUUGGGCCCGAAAGGAAAUUCAAUGAAACGUUUGCAAGAAGAGACUAUGUGCAAAAUGGCCGUGUUAGGACGAGGAUCUAUGAAAGAUCGCCAAAAGGAAGAAGAAUGUCGAACAUCGUUAGACCCAAAAUAUGCUCAUCUUUCGGAUGAUCUUCAUGUUGAAAUCACAGCGCUGGCACCUCCGGCCGAGGCAUACGCUCGCAUCGCGUUCGCUUUAGCCGAAGUCCGAAAAUAUUUAAUUCCCGAUAACAACGAUAACAUUCGUCAAGAGCAAAUGCGAGAAAUGGAAAUGAGUAUGGCUGAUGAGCCAGCAAGUUCUGAAGAUAGAAGACCUUCAGUCAGAGGUGUGCCAGGUGGCGGUGGAAUUUUGAGACCCACUACAAGGCCGACGAUUCCACGAUCCUCGCGAGCACCGAUACUUGCACCGCCUUCAAGUCGCGGACCGAUUUCACGUCCCGUAUCAGCGAAGAGCAAAGUAUUUUCCAUCUUAGAUCGCGCAAGAGUCGCAAUGGAUCAGAGUUACGGCUAUGAGAGCGCUACUCCGGUUUCGAGUAAUCGCGUUGGGUCUCAUCACGAUUAUGAUUAUCACGGUUCGACGGGUAGCAGCAGUCGUUACGGAGAUCGGCACUACGCUUCAGCAUCAGGAGAUGAUAUGUAUCCUUCCUCGAGGUAUACAACUUACGACUACGAAGAUGAAGCUGUCCCCCAUUCUUCGCAUGAUUACUACGAGACAUCCGAAUAUCCAGAGGAAUCAUCGAGCCGCGCAUGGAAAUCGUACAAGACGACGACGACAUCGGGCUCAAGCUCGCGCUACCGCAACGCCCCGUAUUCACGACCUUCCAACCCUAAACCGUUGACGUCUAAUCUUCCUAACACUCGGCGACCUACGGUGCCUGCGAUGCCAAAACCUGUAAACGACCGAGAUCGUUUUUGAACAAUGACGGAAAUCGGGGAGACUAAACACGAUGAAUUUAUCGUUCCUGCUGGAUAGUCACGAGAAAAUGUAACACAAUGAAAAUUGUAAUCAGAAAGUGCUUCAACGAUUCUUCGAUUUUCUCGCGGUCGAUAUUAAUGCUUGUCAAAAAUUCGAGUUAAUUCGUUUAACAAAAUGUAUCCCCUGACGUUCUUUCGAAAAAGAAUAUAAUACCGUUCCUUUAAAUCCUAUUCCACUAUUAAAUAAAAAAAAUGGUACAUCAGUUCUGAAGGCUAGAGGACCAAGAGGAUCAGCGGAAUGAGACAAGUAAAAUCAUUAAAUAAUGAAAAAACGAUUGUUAGAGCUAUUUUUAAUCUUUUUGGAGAUCUUUAUUCUAAUCAUU